AUGUCACAGAACAAUGGUAGAGAAUUGAGUUACAAGAUGAGGCCAAAAAGAGAUGAAAAGGAGUGCAAGAAAGAGUGCAGAAGAAUAGCUUACUGCACAUAUUACGAACAGAUGGCGAAGAAAAACAUUAAGAUAGAAUCAGGACCAGAUUUUUAUGUUCCUGAACAUUGUGUUGUAGACGAUAGCAUUAAUCAGUGUCAGUGUGAUAGAUUUGCAUUUUUUGUUCCCAAAUGA
Molecule: messenger RNA, 234 nt
Organism: Thelazia callipaeda (thelaziosis nematode)
Lineage: Eukaryota; Metazoa; Nematoda; Chromadorea; Rhabditida; Thelaziidae
Source: the annotation of a GenBank genome assembly